Molecule: messenger RNA, 1050 nt
Organism: Triplophysa dalaica
Lineage: Eukaryota; Metazoa; Chordata; Actinopteri; Cypriniformes; Nemacheilidae
Product: 5-hydroxytryptamine receptor 3A-like
Exons: 8
Coding region: 319-1047 (242 amino acids)
Biological process (GO): regulation of membrane potential; nervous system process; chemical synaptic transmission
Cellular component (GO): synapse; membrane; neuron projection
Molecular function (GO): extracellular ligand-gated monoatomic ion channel activity; neurotransmitter receptor activity; transmembrane signaling receptor activity
Source: RefSeq, a predicted model, not a curated record
GAAUAUUCAGAUUCUACCUGGGUUGAUAUAAACCUCUAUGUGACCGCCAUCACAAAUGUGAAUGAAAAUGCCCAGAGCAUUACAACACAAGUACAAGUUGAGACUUUUUGGAGUAACAGGGUGAUACAUUGGAACACCUCAAACUAUUGUGACAUUUACGAAUUUACAAUUCUGAAAGAUUUGGUUUGGGCUCCGGACAUUGUCAUUCUCGAAAGCAUCAAGACAGAGUUUGCAUCAAAAGAGUCUCCAUAUGUCAACAUAGGUAGUUGGGGUCAAACACGAAAGAUAGAGAUAUUAACUCUGACCACUGCCUGUAGCAUGGAGCUGUACAAGUUUCCCUUCGACACACAAGUCUGCACGCUAACCUUUAAAUCCUUAAUGUAUUCAGAAGAAGAGUUAAAAGUGUAUGGCAUUAAAUCUGAUAAUCCAAGUAAACCGUCAAACAUUCAGUCUUUGAAGAUCCCGGGAGAGUGGCAAUUUAUCAGUUCAAUCCUAUCAAAUGAAUAUGAAAACAGAGAAAAUGUGUCAUUUCAGAUUACCAUCGAGAGGAAACCUUUAGUGUAUGUCAUCAACUUAAUUUUUCCAGUCUUUUGUUUCCUGGUGCUGGAUGUGGCCUCCUUCUUCAUAAAUGCAUCUCAAGGAGAUAAGUUGAGCUUUAAAGUGACUUUACUCUUGUCCAUUUCUGUGGUGCUGCAAGUUCUUAAUGACAGACUGACCGCAACAUCCAGUGAAAUUCCAUUAAUUGGGGUUUACUGUGGUGUGGUUUUCACACUGAUUGGCAUCAGCAUUCUUGAGACCAUCUUUGUGAAUGUUCUGAUAGCUAAAGGAAAAAAGGCCAAAUCAGUUACACCAGAGAACACCAGGGCUGCUGUAUCUGGUCCAGAUGAAACCAGUGGAAACGAGGAGCCGAUGUGUAUGCUUGCCAUUGGAAAGAAAUCAUCGCUGUGGACCAGAGCUGCAAAAAUUAUAGAUGUGACCUUCAUUGUUUUGUACAUAAUCACCAUUAUUGUGUUCCUUUCCGUAAUUGGCAAGAUGUGGCUAAUGUAAUGG